Molecule: messenger RNA, 589 nt
Organism: Frieseomelitta varia
Lineage: Eukaryota; Metazoa; Arthropoda; Insecta; Hymenoptera; Apidae
Gene: RpL32
Product: 60S ribosomal protein L32
Exons: 4
Coding region: 143-547 (134 amino acids)
Biological process (GO): translation
Cellular component (GO): ribosome; cytosolic large ribosomal subunit
Molecular function (GO): structural constituent of ribosome
Source: RefSeq, a predicted model, not a curated record
AAUGUAAAUCGGAUAAAUAAGAAGUAUGUAUAGUUUCUUUUUGCGUAUCACUAAAUGUAAUAUCACUAGACACAAAUAUUUUAUUAACCCUAGUUCAACAUAGGCUCUUUCAUUUGGUGUAGAAUAAGAAACGUUUAUAAAAAUGGCUAUUCGACCAGUAUACAGACCCACAAUUGUAAAAAAGAGGACGAAAAAGUUUAUUCGUCACCAGAGUGAUCGUUACAGUAAAUUGAAGAGGAACUGGCGUAAACCCAAAGGUAUUGAUAACAGAGUUCGUAGGCGUUUUAAGGGACAAUAUUUGAUGCCGAAUAUUGGUUAUGGUAGCAACAAGAAAACUCGUCAUAUGCUACCAACAGGUUUCAGAAAGGUUUUAGUACACAAUGUUAAGGAAUUAGAAGUUUUGAUGAUGCAAAAUAGAAAAUUCUGUGCUGAGAUUGCUCACGGAGUAAGCAGUAAAAAACGUAAAUCCAUUGUUGAACGUGCUCAGCAACUUUCAGUAAGAGUAACUAAUGCCAGUGCAAGAUUACGUUCUCAAGAAAAUGAAUAAAAACAUAUUCUUACUUGAUUUAAUAAUAAAAUAUUUAAAGUA